AUCGGAAAACCCAUUAUUCAGUCAACGUGUACAGAAAGCAAAAUCCAAAAUGGUGUCCGACUUCAGAAAGAAGAAACUCCUUCACGUCUUCCAAGCAUUCUUUGACACAGACAAGAGUGGUAGCAUUGAUAAGAAUGACUUCGACUUGGCAGCCGAGAAGAUCGCCAAGUUGCGCGGCUGGUCUGCUGGAGACGCCAAGUUCAAAGAAGUUCAGGAGUCAUUGAACAAGAUCUGGGAAUCUCUGCAGAAGAGGGGUGAUGCUGAUAAUGACGGUAAAGUAUCUGCUGACGAAUGGGUAGCAAUGUGCGAUGAUUACGCUAAGAACCCAUCAGCUGUUGAAUGGCAGAGCCUUUAUAUGAAGUUCAUAUUUAACCUGGAAGACGCAAGCAGCGAUGGCUCGAUCGAUAGUGAGGAAUUCUCCUCGGUAUACGUGUCCUUUGGUCUGAACAAGGACGAAUGUGUCGCGGCCUUCCAAAAGAUGGCUAAGGGCAAACCCAACGUAUCCUGGCCAGAAUUCCAAGAGCUAUGGAAGGAAUACUUCACAUCUGAUGACGCCAAUGCCCCUGGCAACUUCAUCUUUGGCAAAACUAGCUUCUGAUUCAUUUGAUCUGUACUAACGUGGCUUGAAUAUGUAAAUUAUUUAUGUGUAGUUAAUAAGGUUUGGAAUUGUGAUACUGAAAAGACUUUAAAAAGUUUGAUUUUUGGAUUGUACGUAAAUAAAUUAUGAUGCUUUA
Messenger RNA from Pectinophora gossypiella (pink bollworm), 734 nucleotides. RefSeq names its product calexcitin-2-like. The coding region runs from base 50 to 598 and encodes 182 amino acids. Gene Ontology annotation, molecular function: calcium ion binding. NCBI's taxonomy places the organism in Eukaryota, Metazoa, Arthropoda, Insecta, Lepidoptera, Gelechiidae. The transcript has a single exon. The record is from RefSeq and is a predicted model, not a curated record.